Messenger RNA from Cooperia oncophora, 576 nucleotides. NCBI's taxonomy places the organism in Eukaryota, Metazoa, Nematoda, Chromadorea, Rhabditida, Trichostrongylidae. The record is from the annotation of a GenBank genome assembly.
AUGAAGCUGGUCUCAGUUAUACACCGCAAGGACCCCGCCGAAAUCCCAUGGGGAGCUGAUGGAGCUGAAUACAUCGUUGAAAUACAAUGGUGUUUUUAUCACGGUCACGCGAUAAGGCUAAGUCAGUACUUGAAGGGUGGCGCCAAGAAGGUAAGCGUCAUGUACCACUGUCUAGCUCUUUGGCAAGGUCAUCAUGAUAACUUUGGAAUCAUCGAAGGAUUAAUGACCACUGUACAUGCAACCACAGCUACACAGAAGACUGUCGACGGACCGUCUGGAAAGUUGUGGCGUGAUGGACGUGGUGCUGCUCAGAAUAUCAUUCCAGCCUCUACUGGCGCUGCUAAAGCUGUCGGUAAGGUAAUCAAAUCUGCUGCGGAAGGUGGAAUGAAGGGCAUUUUGGGCUACACUGAGGACCAAGUAGUGUCAACUGACUUCUUGUCCGACACUCACUCCUCGAUCUUCGACGCCGGAGCGUGCAUCUCUCUUAACCCACAUUUCGUCAAGCUCAUUUCAUGUAUGACAAGAGUACGGAAUAUUCGCGUGUCGUCGAUCUUAAUCACUCUACAUUGCCGGUAA